Molecule: messenger RNA, 1362 nt
Organism: Penicillium daleae
Lineage: Eukaryota; Fungi; Ascomycota; Eurotiomycetes; Eurotiales; Aspergillaceae
Exons: 5
Coding region: 1-1362 (453 amino acids)
Source: RefSeq, a predicted model, not a curated record
AUGCCCGAGCCCAGUGGCACGGCAGCCAAGAAGCUCAAACUCGAAGAACCCGAGCCCGAGCCCGAGUCCACCCCCAACGGCACCCUCCAAAACGGCAACCCGACUGAAUCACCGCAAAGUCAAGAGUCGACACCCGAUCACGGCGCCAUCCCCGAUCCAACACCAGCAGCUCUUCGACGCGGCGGCAAACGCAUCGAAGACGAAAUCUGGGACAGCGAGAGUCGCCGCCGGACCCCUUCUCCAGUGCGCGCCACCCAGCCCAUUAAGGAUCGGGCUGAAGAGUUGGCGGCGCUGUUCAAGAAGGUGGGCCAGGCGCAGCAGCUCGCGCUGAGCGUACUCGCGGACCACUCCAUGCAGAAGAUUGCGCGAGACAAGAACGCGCACAAGGAGAGUCCCGAGUACGACCAGAUUCUGCGGGAGUUGGGCGAGUACGAGCGCAAGGCGCUGACUCGGUGUCGAGAUCAGUAUGAUCUCAAGGUGGAGUCCGCGGAGAAAGUGUAUGCGGGCAAUGUGCUCAUCGUCGAGCAGCGCACCCAAGAGCGCAUUGCAAACAUCCAAGAAGAGAUGUUCUUUGCCGCUCGGGGCAAGUACAUGGAGCUCGUGUCCGGUCGACGAGCAGCUGAAGAUGAUGAGCACACAGAGACCGACGGAUCAGACGCGGAGGCUGAAGAACCGCGCUACCUCUUCCGCAUUGGCAAAGCCGGCCUGCGUGAAGUGGAGCGUGGUUUCUUCGCGGAAGCUGUCCGGCAACCAGACGGCGCGGCCGCCUUUGAGCGAGGCGAGCAAGAAUGGGAGGACUUCGUCAUGAAAGUCCGACUGGGGGAAGACCUGAACCCCCAAAUGCAAGCCCUCGACUCCUCCAUCGAGGCAUCCACCGACUCCAUCAACCGGGCGGUGGACUCCCUCCUCCAAGCCGCCCGCACCGUCGCCGACAGCUACGACGGCCCCUCCGACGUCCCGAAGGCUCUUGAGCCACCGCGCUCUCUUCCCCCAACCACAGGGGGUUCCCCAACCACCACCACCACCUCCUCCUCCCCGGGCAUGGCCCAUGGCCCAACCGACCCGCGGUCCUUCAUCCUCCCGCGUCCGACACCCACCCAGCAGCCGCGACGGUUGCUUCCCGCGCGGUCGCCGCUGGGCAUGGGCCUGCCCGAUCCCUUCGCCAUGACCGGGCCUCCACAGCUGCCCCCGCCCCCGGGUUCCAAUUUCCACCGGCUGCCACUCCCCUCGUGGCCUCCCGGUCCCCCUGGGCAAGCGGGCCAGCAACCCGGUCCGGGAAGUACAGGGUCUCACGGUGGCCCUGGCCCCCAUGGGGGUCCACCGCCUCUGUACUUCCCGCCGCCUCCGCCACGGCGGUAUUGA